AUGAUCUUUAAUGAGAUCAUAACGCCGAGCCUGGAGAGAUGGAGGCAUGCUCUGAUGUCUGCAGAUAAAGGGAAAGGGAAUAUAAAGAUUGCGAACUACACUGACUGGAUGUCACAACUGCCAUCUGAACUUUGGACAAUUCCUCUCUUCAAACUAGCCAUACCAGGAAGCCAUGACUCUGUGAGUUAUGAUUUGGAUACCAGCUCUGCUAUUAUAGAGCCUGACAAUCUAAAACGAUUCAGCUGGAUUUAUUGCUUACGCAGAAUAGUACGAACAUGGGGAAUGACCCAGGAAUACACCAUCACAAUGCAACUGGAAGCAGGAGUUCGCUACUUUGACUUGAGGAUUGCUCGCAAAUGUAAUGACCACCAUCCCACUAGGCUUUACUUUUACCAUGGGCUGUACACAAGCACUGAUGUUGAGACUGUUCUCAGGGAAAUACAUGCCUGGACAGUGGCCCAUCCUAAAGAAGUCAUCAUCCUGGCUUUUUCAAACUUCAAUGGUUUUGAGAAAAACAUUAAAGAGAAACUUCACAACCAUCUUAUCGGCUUCAUGAAGACCAUGUUUGGAAGCAAACUCGUCCCCCCGGUAGGCAUCCCCACACUGCAGAACUGCUGGGACCAAGGCAAAAAUGUCAUAGUUUCAUAUGACUAUCCAGCAAACCACCAUCCUGAAAUGUGGAAAAAAAUAACUUAUUACUACGCCAAUAGCAUGGAUCGUGCACAAGUUAAAUCAAAAAUAUCUGAAGCCUUGGGAAAGGAAAAGACUUCCAAUUGUUUCUUUGUAUGUGGUUUGAACAUGACUCUUCCAGCAGAUCAUAGGAUACUCAUCUACAUCCUUCGUCUCUGCGACAGUUUCCCCAACGUUAUUAGGAGGGGUCUGCCUAAGCUCCUGAAAUGGCUGAAGCAGCAAUCCGGCGUGAACAUCGUUGCCUCAGACUUGGCAACUCGCAAGGAUUUUGUGUCAACAGUUGUUGAGCUCAAUUCUGCACUAAUGAAACCAUAA
Molecule: messenger RNA, 1005 nt
Organism: Pelmatolapia mariae (spotted tilapia)
Lineage: Eukaryota; Metazoa; Chordata; Actinopteri; Cichliformes; Cichlidae
Product: PI-PLC X domain-containing protein 1-like
Exons: 7
Coding region: 1-1005 (334 amino acids)
Biological process (GO): lipid metabolic process
Molecular function (GO): phosphoric diester hydrolase activity
Source: RefSeq, a predicted model, not a curated record